Sitophilus oryzae (rice weevil) is the source of this 1973-nucleotide messenger RNA. Its product is annotated as bifunctional coenzyme A synthase-like. The transcript is spliced from 8 exons. Lineage: Eukaryota; Metazoa; Arthropoda; Insecta; Coleoptera; Curculionidae. Gene Ontology annotation, molecular function: ATP binding; dephospho-CoA kinase activity. The coding region runs from base 160 to 1701 and encodes 513 amino acids. Gene Ontology annotation, biological process: coenzyme A biosynthetic process. The record is from RefSeq and is a predicted model, not a curated record.
GAGUGACGUAUAUGACUUUUACGACAAAACAAAAAUCAUGAGUUCAAAGUUUGAUUUUAUCAUCCUAAUUUUUUCCAUUACAGUUUAUACAUGAUUGGCUAGUCUACAUUGGAUUGUAUUUUUUAUUCAAGUAUAUCUAUAAAACAUCUUAAUAUAACUAUGUUAGCAAAAACGGGUUUGUUGGUGGUCUCAAAUCCAAAACAUAUAGCCAAAUUGCUUAGUGAUGCUCAAAAAGCAGUAAAGAAUACUUUGUAUGUACAAUUGCUAUCAGCCCUGAAUGAUCCUUUGGGUUCUAUUCAUCCAAACAUGUUUACUACACCAAAACUGAGUCGUACCGUGUUUUGCAUUUAUUCUCAGGCUACUAAACAGUGCAACAAUUUAGAUGUACGGGUCUUACUGUCUAGUUUUAAACACAAUAUUUCACAAAUCCAUACACAAAAUCCUAUAGACAUUAUUAUAUUUGAUAAGAAAUACACCAAAGCAGAUAUUGAGAGUUUUAUAAGUACUAAAAUAUCAAAUGUAUCAAAUGAUCAUAACACACUUACUAUAGAAUGUGAAGAUUCAGAAGAAACUGAAAGUACUUCUUCAGAUACUGACAGUAAUGUUUACAAUCAUGUCGUUUUAGGAGGAACUUUUGAUAGACUACAUACAGCUCAUAAAUUACUUCUAAGUGAUGCUAUAUUGAGGGCAUCUAAAAAAGUUACUGUAGGAAUAACAGAGGAAAAUAUGAUACAUGGGAAGCUUUUGUGGGAAUUGAUACAGAAUGUUAACACAAGAGUGAAUAAUGUAUUUAAUUUUGUAUCUGAUAUAUGCCCCGAAUUACAUUAUGACAUAUGCAAGAUUUCUGAUCCCUUUGGUCCAGCCAUUAUUGAUCCAACUAUGGAUCUAAUAAUGGUAAGUGAGGAAACUAUUCGAGGAGCAGAAAAAAUUAAUGAAUUACGCAGGGAAAAACAAUUAAAAGAAUUAAAAAUUAUUCCAAUACCCUAUAUUGAAGAGCCAAAUCCAGAUCCAAAGGAAGAAACUAAAGUGAGUUCCAGUAAUUUAAGACUGCGACUUCUCGGUACCUUAUUAAACCCUAUUGUACAAAAGGAAAUACCGAAAAGGCCGUAUGUUAUUGGCCUAACAGGUGGCAUAGCUAGUGGAAAAUCGGGUGUUGCCAGUCAUUUAGAAAAUUUAAAUGUUCCUGUUAUUAAUUGUGAUAAAAUUGGCCACAAGUUGUAUGAAAAAGGACAACCAUGUUACGAUCCAGUAGUGAAUAAUUUUGGAUCUCAGAUUCUUAGUCCUGAGGGUGAAAUUGACAGAAGAAUUUUAGGAGGAUUGGUUUUUAAAAAUACAGAUCAACUAAACAAAUUAAAUGAAAUUAUGUGGCCCGCUAUUGCAAAGGAAGUACGCCAUAAAAUAAAUGAAUCUGGAGAAGCUGUUGUUUGUGUUGAAGCAGCUAUCUUGUGCCUUGCUGGAUGGGAUAAAUUCUGUCAUGAGGUUUGGACUACAAUAGUUCCACCAAAUGAAGCAAUUGACAGAUUAGUUAAACGAAAUAAUUUAACAGAAGACCAGGCCAAGUUGAGGAUCGAAGCGCAACCAACUAAUUCAGAAUAUAUUAAUAACACCAAUGUUGUUUUUUCUCCACAGUGGGAAGUUGAAUAUACCAAAGUUCAAGUUCACAGAGCGUGGAAUUUGUUACAACCGAGACUAGCCUUAUGAAGUAUUUCAAAUACUAAAUGUUGACUAGUUAACUAUAUUUUAUUUCUUUUUAUAUUCAGACUAUUAAGGUACAAAGUAAGGUACCAAUUAUGGUUGUCUUUUACCCUUAUUGUUAGUCUUAAGAACUUAGCCUUAGGAAGAUGCCAUUCAUACUUUGUACCCACCUACUAAAGUUUUUUAUACCUUUGCGUCGAUGAGUUAUACCGGGUGCGUCACAAAACUGGCUCACCCCUAUAACUUUUUUAUUUUUUUAGUUAAAAAAACAAGAUUUG